This is a messenger RNA of Aureococcus anophagefferens, 984 nucleotides long. RefSeq lists its product as hypothetical. Gene Ontology annotation, molecular function: protein binding. The record is from RefSeq and is a predicted model, not a curated record. The annotation marks the transcript as partial. The transcript has 3 exons. NCBI's taxonomy places the organism in Eukaryota, Pelagophyceae, Pelagomonadales, Pelagomonadaceae.
GAGCUCGGUGACGUGGAAGCGAUGGUAUUCCUUGGGGAAAUGUACAAGGAGGGGUUGGGCGUCAAGCUGGACAAGAAGAAGGCGGAGCGGCUGUAUCGCAUGGCCGCAGAUCGAGGCGACGCGGUCGCGCAAUGCAAUGUAGGAAAGUUACUUGAUUCUGAGAAGAAACAUGAAGAAGCGUUCCGGUACUACGCGCUCGCGGCGGAUCAAGGCUAUGCCCCCGGGGAGACUCUCCUUGGCAUUUGUUACGACGACGGAGAAGGCACGGAAGUCGACCUCGGCAAAGCCAGGUACUGGUUCGAGCGCGCCGCUGCCAAGGGCUUCGAGGAUGCUAUAAAGAAUCUCACGACCCUCGACGCGCGAAAAGCCGCGAAGAUUUACCGGCGCGCCGUGGAGCUCGGUGACGUGGAAGCGAUGACAAACCUUGCGAUAUUGCACGAUCGUGGUGGAAGUGGCGUCAAUCAUGACAAGAAGAAGGCUGAGCGGCUGUAUCGCGCGGCCGCAGAUCGGGGCGACGCGGUCGCGCAAACCAACUUAGGGGAUGCGUACCGCCGCGGUUGGUUGGGCCUCGUGAAAUCCGAUAAGAAAGCCGCGAAAAUUUGGAAGCGCGCCGUGCAGCUCGGGAAUGUGGACGCGAUGACAUUUCUUGGAGGAUUGUACAUGCAAGGUAGUGGCGUCAAGCUGGACAAGAAGAAGGCGGCGCGGCUGUGUCGCGCGGCCGCGGACCGGGGCCACGCUUUCGCGCAAAACAAUUUAGGGGUUUUAUUUGCUUCUGAGCAGAAACUUGAAGAAGCGUUCCGGUACUACGCGCUCGCGGCGGAUCAAGGUUUAACCACUGGAGAGAAUAACCUUGGCUGCUGUUACAGGGACGGAAGAGGCACGGAAGUCGACCUCGGCAAAGCCAGGUACUGGUUCGAGCGCGCCGCUGCCAAGGGCGACGAGGAUGCUAUAGAGAGCCUCGCGCUCCUCGACGCGCGAGUAUAG